AUGGACUGUACAACCACUGGGGGCCUCUCUAAACCCACACUCAGAGCUGUGCCAAGUAAUGUGGUAACCAUUGGGAAGCAGGUAACUCUACUUUGUGAAGGGCCCUUAGAUGCCCAGGAAUACCAUUUCUAUAAAGAAGGUAACCCAGAUUCCCAGGUACCAACAGCUCAUGAAGACACUGAAAAAAAGGACAAGAUCUUUAUCUCAUCCAUUAAAAGUCAUGAUGCAGGCCAAUAUCGGUGUUAUUAUAAAAGCCCUGCUGGCACAUCAGAACACAGUGACACCCUGGAGCUGGUGGUGACAGGUGUCUACAACAAACCCACCCUGUCUGCUCUGCCGAACCCUGUUGUAACCUUAGGAGGAUCUGUGACCCUCUCAUGUAACUCAAAUCAGAGAUACGACAGGAACCCUCCAGAAACCCUCAUCUGGGCUGAGCCAGGCUCUGUGAUCACCUCAGGGAAUCCUGUGACAAUCUGGUGUGAGGGAACUAUGGAAACACAAAUAUAUUUCCUUUAUAAAGAAGGAAGUCCAGCACCCUGGGGCAGAUUAACUGCGCUAGUGCCUGAUCACAGGGCCAAGUUUACCAUCCCAUUCAUGAGAGAGUAUAGUGCAGGAUGAUAUCGUUGUUACUGUUAUAAAUCUGCUGGGUGGACACAGCACAGUGACGCCCUGGAGCUGGUGGUGACAGGUGUCUACAACAAACCCACCCUGUCUGCUCUGCCGAACCCUGUUGUAACCUUAGGAGGAUCUGUGACCCUCUCAUGUAUCUCAAAUCAGGGAUACGACCGGUUCAUUUUAAUUAAGGAUAAGCAGUUCUCCAGUUCGAUGGACUCAAUAUAUGUAUAUACUGGCCUGUCUCCAGCCAGAUUCCAAGUGGGUCCCAUCACUCUCAGUGAAAGAUGGAGUUUCAGAUGUUAUGGUUAUCAUGCAAGCAAGCCUCAAGUGUGGUCAGAAGGCAGUGACAACCUGGAGCUUCUAGUCUCAGGUGAGGAAGCCACAUCCUCUCUAUUGAAUGACAUUGAACUUGAAACAGGUUUCCCCAGGAGACCCUAAUGUGUGAUAAGUACAGGGAAGGACAAGUUCCUGAGUCCACAUAUACAGCACGCAGAUUAGGGAGUCAAUAUACAGAAAGUGCUGAGGGAUGUUCUGAGAAGGGAGCCUGUCAGGGUCAGCAGAG
Molecule: messenger RNA, 1177 nt
Organism: Peromyscus eremicus (cactus mouse)
Lineage: Eukaryota; Metazoa; Chordata; Mammalia; Rodentia; Cricetidae
Product: leukocyte immunoglobulin-like receptor subfamily B member 3-like
Exons: 5
Biological process (GO): cytokine-mediated signaling pathway
Molecular function (GO): inhibitory MHC class I receptor activity
Source: RefSeq, a predicted model, not a curated record